Messenger RNA from Brassica rapa (field mustard), 723 nucleotides. Its product is annotated as monothiol glutaredoxin-S2. NCBI's taxonomy places the organism in Eukaryota, Viridiplantae, Streptophyta, Magnoliopsida, Brassicales, Brassicaceae. The record is from RefSeq and is a predicted model, not a curated record.
CUUGCAACCAAUUUCAUAUCCACACAACAAACUCACAAAACAUUGUUCUACGAGUCCAAUCAAGAGUUUUCUUUUCCCUAAAAUCUUUUCUUUCGUUAUUAAACUUGUUUAAACAACGUAAAGAAGAAAUCUAAAGAGUAGUUGCUCCUAGUCCUGAUACCACAUAGAAUACAACAAUGGAGAUGAUAACUAAGAUGGUGUUGGAGAGACCAGUGGUGAUAUACAGCAAAAGCUCAUGUUGUAUGUCUCACACGGUCAAGACUUUGCUCUGCGAUUUUGGAGCGAAUCCAGCGGUUUACGAGCUAGACGAGGUGUCUAGAGGAAGGGAGAUUGAGCAGGCGCUCUUGAGGCUCGGGUGUGGCCCAGCGGUUCCGGCUGUUUUUAUCGGAGGAGAGUUAGUCGGUGGAGCCAACGAGGUCAUGAGUCUACACCUUAACGGGUCCUUAAUCCCUAUGCUUAAGCAAGCUGGUGCAUUGUGGGUUUGACUUAAUAUAUAACUAACAAGUUUACUUAACCCUAUAAGUUAAGUACGCAGAAUAAUGUUUUUUUUUUAAUUUCAACACAUCUAUGAUCUUUGACAUGGUGAUAUGAUGAGUCCACGUCAGAUCAAUAAUCAGGGUGUUGUCUUCUUACUGUAUUUUUGUGAACUUUUCUUAUUGUACUUCUGAGGGUACUUACUUAAUACUAAGUUUAAGUAAGCAGAGUAAUGUUUUAAGUUUUUAA